AACAAACUAAAAUAAAUUGUGAAUAUAUUGAAUAAAAGACAAAAUAAAACUCACAACGGCAAUAAGUACAAUAAACAUUCGUUAAAAUGGAUAUGAGUUUAGAUGAUAUAAUUAAAAGUAAAAAAAUAACACAGGCACCCUCGAAAAAGUUUGGUAUCAAAAAGCCUGCCACACAGCCGCUUAGGAGAACAGCGAACAAUCCGGUAUUUAAGGAAGCCAGACGCAUAACCGAUGCUCGUGUGAAAAUUAUACAGAAAAAUCGUGCCAAAAUUCGAGAUGCUCGUGACAAGUUGGCAGAAAUCACAAGAAAUAAUGGUGAUGUACGCAAGAAAUUAAUGCAAAAACAGGAAUAUACCACCUACAAAUACAGUAAAGUAGGAGGCGGUAGUUCUGCAAGUAGUGGAGGUGGCUAUGUAGGCAGACGAACGGUUGGUGUUAGUAAUAAAGUUAUACCAGCUGGUGGCUUAAAAACCAAAAGUUCCAAUUAUAAGACUUCUUCAUUGCCGGUUGUUGCAACCAGACGGCGGGAAAAUCAUUUCGAAAUACCUCGAGGUUAUGUUGACUACGAUAAUAUGGAGAAAAUGGAAGAGGGUGAGUAUUUGGGAUGGCAAAGCAGGGACUUUAGACGCCGACAAAUCGAGGAAUAUGCCGCAGCUUCACAUCUUAGUCGUACCGUAGAAAACGAUAUAGCCUACGAAUUGGCACCACCAGCCCCCAGACGCUUAAAUUCAUGGGGUUCAGCGUCAAAUGAACAUUUCGAUCCCUUCGAUGUGUAUGAAGUUCCAUAUUCGACACGUCAUGAACGUCGAAUGUCUCCAGAUUUGCCAUCACCACCUCCUAAGGGUAUUCUACGUUCUACCUCAUUAAGGGAACGUAGUCCAGAUUCAUAUUCCAGACGCUAUCAACCUGAACAACAAACCUCACAACUAUCGUAUGAAAUGCGUUCUCGCUUAGAACGUGCACCAGAUCCACAUGCUUCAAUGGGUAUUUUUUCGAAUCCCAUAAAACCAUCGUCAUCCUCCUCCUCCUCAUUAUCUAUGGGAGGUGGAUCGUCGUCUAUGUUCACAUCUUCAACCGGUUAUCGCAUAGUCGUAAGCAAUUUACAUACCAGUGUCACCCAGUCUGAUAUUAAAGAGUUAUUUGAGGAUAUUGGUGAACUGUACGAUUCACGUAUUGUUCGGCCUGGUGUAGCCGAAGUCAUUUACAAGACAUUAGAUGAUGCCGAAAAGGCAGUAGACACUUAUCACAAUCGUCAGCUGGAUGGCCAGCCUAUGAAGUGUUUAUUAGUUAAUCCUAGAGCCUCUAAUAAUCCCACAGCCCCUGCCAUGCGCUCUUCAAGGUGAGGACCAGUACACAUUCAUCAAAUAAAACUCCUUUAGAAAUUGAUAUUGAUGCUCUUCACAAAGUUCUAUUUCGCCGUCAUUAGUGUUAAAUGAAAAAUUCAACAAAAAAAAAACAACUAACAAGACCCCUUAACAAACAUAAAUAAUAAACAAUAAAUUAACCAAAAUAUUCAUGGCAAUUGUAAGAAACGCAAAAUUAAAGUUAAAUUACAAAACGUUUACUUCAUGCAAUUUCAAUACAAAUUGCAUAGUUGCAUACAUAAUAUUACCUCCUUAAUAAUUUCAAGACUCGAGCGUUUAAAAACUUCAAUUCUACAAAUUUUCAAUUAAAAAAAUAUUCAAGAUACAAAAGGUAAUUCUGUUUUUAUUAUUUAUAUUUGUUUAUUCUUCUUUUAUUAUUAGUUUUAUAUCAAUUAUUGAUUUAUUUCCUUUUUUAUGUUAUAAAAUCUUGCCUUAGUGGCUGCUUGCUUUAUUUAGUGUUUUUUUGAAAACAAAAAUCUUUGAAGAUUAUUAUUUAUCUUGUAUUUUUUUUUUUAUUUACUACAUUUUAGUUUUUAAUUCAUAUAAUACAAUAAGUAGUUGUAUUGAAAGACGCGAAAAAAUUAUAAUAAAUACAUUUAAAUAAAAGAAAAUUAUAAUAAAAAUAUAUACACAAAACUGAAAAA
Messenger RNA from Calliphora vicina (urban bluebottle blowfly), 2008 nucleotides. RefSeq lists its product as uncharacterized. The transcript is spliced from 4 exons. The coding region runs from base 87 to 1343 and encodes 418 amino acids. Gene Ontology annotation, molecular function: mRNA binding. The record is from RefSeq and is a predicted model, not a curated record. NCBI's taxonomy places the organism in Eukaryota, Metazoa, Arthropoda, Insecta, Diptera, Calliphoridae. Gene Ontology annotation, biological process: poly(A)+ mRNA export from nucleus. Gene Ontology annotation, cellular component: nucleus; nuclear speck.